Molecule: messenger RNA, 1156 nt
Organism: Aspergillus versicolor CBS 583.65
Lineage: Eukaryota; Fungi; Ascomycota; Eurotiomycetes; Eurotiales; Aspergillaceae
Exons: 1
Coding region: 462-1061 (199 amino acids)
Source: RefSeq, a predicted model, not a curated record
UACAGGCAUGGUCAGCAAACGCUGGGGUGGAGAAAAUAAUAGAGUGCUUUGAAGACUUACAAUAGAGCACCGGCGACGCUUCCCAGCUGGACCAUGGAUGAAAUGGUGCCCUUGACGCUGGCAAGCGCACCCUCGUCGAGGUCAUCAAUGCCGAGUGACUGCUUGAAAGCGUGCGAGUUGAAGACGCCGGUGAUGAGACCCUCAUCGACACCACGGGCGGCACCGAGCAGACCAAAGGCAAAGACGGCGAACCAGAGCUUGAAAUUGAGGGUCUCCUUGGGCAGUCCGCCCGUGUUGAACUUGAAAACGUUGAUAGCAGAGCCCCCAGCCAUGGCGAAUGCUGUUCCUUGCUGUGUAAGAGGGUAGACCAGCAGGCAUGGCGGGGUCUUUUAUAGCCCCAGAACCAUGUGUCUGGCAGCAACAAAGAAGCACCGAUAGCCGGCCAAAGGGUCUUGUGAGAUAUGUGCCUCAUGCUGCUGUUCUCAGCUUGGUAUUAUCUCCGGCACGCCGUCAUUCGCCAUCAACGCAGUCGAGCCAAAGCAGACCCCACGCCAAGUAGCCCAAGCAUCCCCAUCUCCAGGCUGGGGCGAAUCAGGGUCUGCCCCGAGCCAGAUGGCGCUCCCCAGGGUCUCAGACCCCGCGGAGAAGGAUCGCAAAUCCCUUCUCCAAUUCCAGCCGGACAACUUCCGAGAGCGCCUCAAUCGUUGGCUGACGCGGAGAAACAUCGGGACUGGCAGUGGAAGGGGGAGUUAUCAAGAAGCACCGAAAGAAGACAGCAGACCAGACAAUAUGCAGCUGGGCCAAACCGCCAGGAAGGACAGCUCAUGCCACAGAAAUACCGAACGCCUGCCGUCGAGUGGUUAACUGGAAGAAAGGGACAAGCUCUCUCAGCCCGCCUUCGCAGGACUUGGCUCGCUCUGACUGCCCCGAUGGUCGCACUCGGCAUUGUUGAAUCUCGAGCAAGGGAUUCGGCUUGCUCUGUGGCACAGCCACACCCCAGGUCAACUGUUUCCAAAGCAUGGUUCACACGUGGUGUCCCAACGACGCAGUUUGCGGUGUAGAAUGCAGGUAUGGAACCCUCCAUCGGGACUUCUCGCGCAACGAGACACUCCGCCCAUUUUCGUGCCCCAGAAAUACAGCUAUCCUGCGUUCUUCC